Messenger RNA from Dichomitus squalens LYAD-421 SS1, 354 nucleotides. RefSeq lists its product as uncharacterized. Bases 1 to 354 code for a protein of 117 amino acids. The record is from RefSeq and is a predicted model, not a curated record. The transcript has 2 exons. Lineage: Eukaryota; Fungi; Basidiomycota; Agaricomycetes; Polyporales; Polyporaceae.
AUGCCCCAACUCGCCUCCACCUACCGCGCUGCCCCCGAAGAUGUCCCCACCCCUCAAUGGUUCCUCAACCACGAUUUCCACCUCUCUUUCCUCCACCUACCCGGCAACGAAGUCGCCGGAUACGGUGAACCCUCCCCACGCCAAUACGUUGGGUGGCUUCUUCUGCAACCCAACCCGGAAUUGCGCAACGUCUUGGAAUGGCGAUUCCGGGACGUCCCGCCUGCCGGUCAUGCCUGGGCCAUCUAUGGCGAGUCGGUUGUCACUCUCACCCACCUCCGGACCCUCGACUGGGACGUCGGCGAGCUCACAGAUGUUACAAAUGCCCUUGACCUCGAACCCCCAGACCCCCAGUGA